CUCGAGGGCGGGCGGCGGGCGAGCGCGAAGCGGAAGUGCGUGAGAGGGAGGUGGUAGGCGCCUGGCUGCUGAGGAGGCCGCGGGCGGAGCGGGCCCGGUGAGAGUUCAGUCGCUUCUAUUAAAGCAGAUUCAGAAACAUCAUUGAUGGGAGACUUUUUCAAGGUUUGCUUCCUGAUUUCAUAACUGACAGAGCUGAGACAGUGAAACCUGACUGUUGCAGGGUGCAAGGUGUGAACCUGCUCAAGCAGGUGCAGCUGACGGGUGCUUGCAAAGAUGUCUAAAACUAACAAGUCCAAAUCUGGAUCCCGCUCUUCCCGUUCGAGGUCGGGAUCGAGAUCCCGGUCACGAUCCUUCUCCAAAUCCCGCUCCCGUUCUCGGUCUGUCUCACGGUCAAGAAAGCGCAGACUUAGUUCUAGGUCCCGUUCGAGAUCGUAUUCUCCAUCUCAUAACAGGGAAAGGAACCAUCCGAGAGUCUAUCAGAGCCGGGAUUUCCGAGGUCAUAAUAGAGGCUACAGGAGACCAUAUUAUUUUCGAGGCCGAAAUCGAGGGUUUUAUCCCUGGGGCCAGUAUAAUCGAGGAGGAUAUGGGAAUUACAGGUCAAACUGGCAAAACUACCGCCAAGCGUAUAGCCCCCGGAGAGGGAGGUCGCGCUCCCGUUCCCCCAAGAGGAGGUCUCCUUCUCCCAGGUCUAGAAGUCGUUCUAGGAACUCUGAUAAGUCAUCUUCUGAUCGGUCGAGGAGAUCUUCCUCUUCCCGGUCCUCCUCAAACCACAGCCGGGUGGAGUCUUCGAAGCGUAAAUCUGGGAAGGAGAAGAAGUCAUCUUCCAAGGAUAACCGGGCAUCUCAGCCUGCGGGGGAUAACCAAGGAGACGAGGCUAAGGAGCAGCAGUUUUCAGGAGCAGUGGCUCAAGAUGUCAAGGCAUCUGAGGGAUCAAAACCAUGGCAGGAGAUGACCACCUAUGGUACAAGUUCAGCGUCAAGAGCUUCUGCGUCUGAGCUUAGCCCAAGGGAACGCAGUCCUGCACUAAAGAGCCCUCUCCAGUCAGUUGUGGUGAGGCGGCGUUCUCCUCGGCCAAGUCCAUUGCAAAAGUCGAGCCCUCCACUGUCCAACCCAUCCCAGAUGAGCUCUGCUUUACAAAGCAGCAGCAGCAGCACCUCCUUUCAGGCAGGCUCUCAUCAGAGUCCCUUUGACCAUGGCUCGGCAGGUUUGAGCCCAACAAGGAAGAGUCCUGUGUGUAAAAGUCCAACACCAGUCAGUUCCAUUUACAGUGCAUCUCAGAAGGAGGAAGCCUCAGCUCCUGGAGGAGGAGCCUUCUCCAAAAGGUACCUGGAAGAGCAGAAGCCUGAGAAUGGGAAAGACAAAGAGCAGAAAGUAACAAAUGUUGAAAAAGAAAAAAAUAAAGAAAAAGGGAGUUUCUCUGAGGUGGGAUCAGCAGAUGGAAAGGCAAAAUCUGACUCCUAUACAUCCAAAGCCGACUCGGAGAAGGGAUAUCGCGGCAGCCAGUCGCCCAAACGCUACAAGUUCCGGGAUGACUUUGACAAGCCAAAGGCCCCGGAGUUCCACAAGGAAGGCCAUUAUGGCAAAGAGGAAACAGAUGAUCAGGAAAAGAAAGACAAGGCAAAGGGCCGAAAAGAUUCGGAAUUUGAGGAAGAGCCCAAAUUUAUGUCUAAAGUUGUGGCAACUUCGAGUAAAAAUCAAGAGGAGGAGAGAUCGGGAAAAUGGGAAGGUGUGGUGUUCUUGCCACCUGGAAAAGAGAAGCAGAGGAAACCUGAUGAACUGGAGGAGGAAAGCUAUUCAGAACGAUCAAAGAAAGAGGAGAGAGCAGCAUCCAAGAGAGCAGAAUCAGGUCACAGGGGCUUUGUUCCUGAGAAGAAUUUCAGAGUGACCACUUACAAAUCAAGCCAGGAGAAAAGUUCUUCCCCCCCACCAAGGAAGACUUCUGAGGUGAAGGAGAAACCAGGCUCCAAAGUAGAAGGGCUGACUCCUAGUAAAUCUUCCUUUUCUAUCACCCGUGAGGCCCAGGUCAAUAUUCGAAUGGAUUCCUUUGAUGAAGACCUUGCACGUCCAAGUGGCAUCCUGGCUCAGGAACGCAAGCUGUGUCGUGACCUUGUGCACAGCAACAAGAAAGAGCAGGAAUUCCGUUCCAUUUUCCAUCAUAUUCAGUCUGCUCAGUCCCAGCGAAGUCUUUCUGAACUGUUUGCUCAGCAUAUAGUGACUAUAGUCCAUCAUGUAAGAGAGCAUCACUUUGGGUCUUCAGGAAUGACACUGAAUGAACGCUUUACCAAAUAUCUAAAGAAAGGAAUGGAACAAGAUGCAGCUAAAAACAAAAAGAGCCCUGAAAUCCACAGGAGGAUAGAUAUAUCUCCCAGUACUUUUAGAAAACAUGGAUUCUCUCAAGAGGAAUCAAAAAGCUCCCGAGAUUCUGGCUUCAAGGCUGAAGGGAAGUAUAAGGAUGACCCUGUUGACCUGCGCCUUGAUAUUGAGCGCCGUAAAAAACAUAAGGAAAGAGAUCUUAAACGUGAUAAAUCCAGAGAAUCGGUGGACUCGAGGGAUUCAAGUCACUCAAGGGAAAGAUCAGCUGAGAAAACGGAGAAAAGUCACAAAGGCUCAAAGAAAAAGAAGCACCGAAGGGUACGUGAGAGAUCCAGAUCCAGUUCAUCGUCUUCGUGGUCCUCUCAUUCAGUCAAAGCAGAGGAAUAUCCCGAGGAGACUGAGGAGAGAGAGGAAAGCACCACAGGCUUUGACAAGUCCCGACUCGGGACUAAAGAAUUCCCUGGACCCAAUGAACGAGGAAGAGCUAGAGGGACCUUUCAAUUCCGUGCAAGAGGGAGAGGAUGGGGCAGAGGCAACUUUUCAGGCAACAAUAACAGCAACAGUGGUGGCAACAAUGACUUCCAGAAGAGAAGCAGAGAUGAGGAGUGGGAUCCAGAGUACACACCGAAGAGCAAGAAGUACUACUUGCACGAUGACCGCGAGGGCGAAGGCGCAGACAAGUGGGUGAACCGUGGCCGUGGCCGAGGUGCCUUCCCCAGGGGCAGAGGCCGCUUCAUGUUCCGGAAGUCAAGCACCAGCCCCAAGUGGGCCCAUGAUAAAUUCAGUGGAGAAGAAGGAGAGAUUGAGGAUGAUGAGAGCGGAGCAGAAAACAGGGAGGAAAAGGACAACUCGCAGGCGACGACCGAGUAGCUGCAGGGCCCUGGGAAGGCUUCAGGGCUGGAUUGAUCCUGAUGUGCUGAGCAGAGCCCUGGAGAGGAGCUCGGAAACAACCCCGAUGUUAACCACAUUUCCAGAGUUCAGCCUCCCUUAAGCGUGGACUAAACUGACCAAUCAUUUAUGCUCGGAUCCACUCCUGGAGUUAUCUUCCCAAAGACUUCCCUUCUGGACUGAGUAAGGUCAAGUACGGGCUGAGAUCAGAGAUUUUCCUCUCACCUGUGACCUUAUUGAAUGGUCGGUUACUUUUCUGCUAACAGGCUUAGAAGGCAAAGUGGAGUUUGGUUUGUGCCCAUCCUGCCCCGGUAGUCUUGACAUUUUGGGUUCUCUUUUAUAAAUUGCAAUGCUCUGCUUGGGGUUCGUUCACCCCUGCAAGGGUUUUCCCCCCUAUUGUGUAUUCAGUUUUUUAAAUCCAUACUUUACUUUAGGGCCUUUCUGUAGUGACACCAAUGAAAUGAUAAUUUUGGAAACUCUUUUUGGUUCUUCUCAAUAAGAAAACAAUGAAGCAUGUGAAUAAACAUCUAAAUGUUAACUCCUUGGGACCAAACUCCGAUGACUUUUCUUUUUUAAACCUUUUUUUAUGUAAUUGUUGAGUUUUGGGGCCUUUAAAAAGCAAAAAAAAAGAAAAUGUUUUCCUUUUCUGUUGAAAGUUAACAAAAUUAGCAUGGUUUAAAGAGAAAAACCUGACACCCUACUUCUCACCACUGUCUGUGUACACUGUUAGGCCUGGUGUGUGCUGGAGCCCCGAACCGCUUGUAGGCAUUUUGUGUGUCCUCUCUGCAGCUGGUUGUGAACUCGAUGCUCUUUCCAAGGUACCACAGUUUUCUAAGAAACUUUGGAAUUCUGGGUUAAAAAUACAAAAGGAGAUGAGAAUUUUUUCAAUAUUUUUUAUUAAUCUUUUUAUAUAAAACAAAAACCAAAAAGACGACAGAACCGAAGUCCCUCCUGUGCUGGCUGAGGGUGGCUGGGACUGGGGUGUUCUUUCUAUCUCCCACUUCCCUGUGCUCUGAAGGAGUUUGUGAGCAGCUCUGGGGCUGGAUGAGUGCCUCGGAGCAGGAGAGGCAUGGCCAUGCACCCACGCUGUGUGUAGGCACCGCUCUCCCUCCCUGCCUUCCCUCCCCAUGGAUUGCUGUGCUCUUGUCCCCGCACACACCAAUAGAGUUUGGUUUGUUUUGACUUGAACAGUUCCUGUUUAGCAAAGCCCUCCAGUUUGUUUAUGCAAAUAAAACACAAUAAAAGGAGUAGUAGGUGUAA
Molecule: messenger RNA, 4461 nt
Organism: Melopsittacus undulatus (budgerigar)
Lineage: Eukaryota; Metazoa; Chordata; Aves; Psittaciformes; Psittaculidae
Gene: THRAP3
Product: thyroid hormone receptor associated protein 3
Exons: 13
Coding region: 274-3183 (969 amino acids)
Biological process (GO): positive regulation of transcription by RNA polymerase II
Cellular component (GO): mediator complex
Molecular function (GO): DNA binding; transcription coregulator activity
Source: RefSeq, a predicted model, not a curated record